AUGGCUAAGUUGGACAAAAUAAGCAUCGAGACACUUAAGGGAAAGGGUGAAGCCUUACUCCCAAAACUUCUCUACAAACUGCAACUCGCUCCGGGAGCUGGCGAGGACGUGCCUGAGAAUAGUGAAGUGCAAGUCGAACUCCGCCUGAUCGUGAGGGGUCAGAGCAUUAUCGAAUACUCGCAGGAACCCUUCGUGAAACAACUGGAGCAAGUUCUGCCGACGGGAUUGAAAAUCGCUCUCUCAUCGAUGCGGAAAGGUGAGAGGGCUCUGAUCUGGAUGGACUCGGCUCUGGCCUUCGGAUCGAGUGCAUUGUCCUUGGAGCCUGGCGUGAAAAUAGCCAAGGACUCCAAUCUUGUUUUCGAAGUUUUCCUGCGGUCCUGGAACGAUAAGCCCGAGUCGACGAAACUGCGGUUCAAAGACAGAACUCCUUUUGAUAGCAUGGCUCUGAUCCGAGAGGAUCUCAACGCUGCGGAAGCUCUCAUAGAGAAUGGCAAGAAGCUACAGGCUCUUCGGAUUUUGAAAAGAAGUCUGUGGUCUGCCCGUAAGGUGCAGAUCGACGCAGAGAAAUCACCAGCUGAAGAGAGAGCUCGUCAGAGCUUCGUUCACGCCAUUACGGUGAAGACAGCAGAAUGCGCCUACGAACUGGGGCACUACCCGCUGGCUGUUUCUCUGUCAAAAGAGGCGCUCGAAGUUGAUAGAUUCGACGCAUACGUUAAUUACAUCUGCGGUUGUGCUUAUUUCUCGCUGGGCUACGUGAGCUCAGCGACUCGCUACAUCCGCGCGGCCCAUCAUAGCGACUUGCAGAACGGAACGUACGAGAGAAAAAUGCGGGAGAUCGAGAGACAUCAGGCGCUGCUCAACAAAGACGUAGACUACGACUCCGACAGAGAAGAGUUCGAAGAAUAUGCGGCCCACUGCCUCAAGAAAAUCGACGAGAAUAAGAAGGCUCUGAGGAAGAGCAUAAGGAAAUUCGUCAAUGAGCAGUUUGAGAAGAGGCAGCAGACAGUCUUGAUCGGCGGCGGUUUCCCACCGGCCCUCCUUAAAGAGUUCAAGGAUAAAAUUAUGGCAGGAGGAUCGCGUAUUUAUUUUGUUCAUGGAGGUGACGAUGUCCUCGAAUUGAAGUAUUAG
Molecule: messenger RNA, 1128 nt
Organism: Galendromus occidentalis (western predatory mite)
Lineage: Eukaryota; Metazoa; Arthropoda; Arachnida; Mesostigmata; Phytoseiidae
Product: peptidyl-prolyl cis-trans isomerase FKBP65-like
Exons: 2
Coding region: 1-1128 (375 amino acids)
Molecular function (GO): peptidyl-prolyl cis-trans isomerase activity; protein binding
Source: RefSeq, a predicted model, not a curated record